UGUGGGCCUGGGAGAGUCAGCAGUCAGCAGCGCAGCGGCGGGGACCGCAGCCCGGCGACCCUGGAACCUUCCAGGUGUCACACUCCUCAGUCAAUCCUGCUGACCUGUGAGUCUGAACUAAGAGCCCUGGAUGGUGAAGAGAGGAGACUGUAGCAAAGGAUCCAGUUCCUGGUGCUUUCUGAAGAAUCUCCUUCUCAUAUGCGGGUUCCCACUGCUCAGCCUGAUGUGCCGCCUGUGAAUCAGAACUCAGAGCCCUGGAUGGUGACUAUAUCAGAGGAUUCAGGAACUCAGAGAGGAACACGAAGAUGAAUGCUUCUCUGCUAAAUGUUACCAAGGGUCUGUUAACAUUCAAGGAUGUGGCUGUGGACUUCUCACAGGAGGAAUGGGAAUAUCUUGACAGUUCUCAGAGGGCAUUGUACAUGAAUGUGAUGUUGGAGAAUUACAACAAUCUGUUUUUUGUGGUUUUUUCAGAGAAUCACCACAUGUGUCACAAAUAUAAGAAUGUCUUGCAUGAAGACCUACAGCGUAUUGUCCACCAGCAUGUGAAUAUCCAAGAGAAGUCUUAUAAAUGCCAUGAGCUUGCCAAAAUCAUUCAUGAAUCCACCCAAAAUACUCUUUAUAAAAUUAACUUCAGAGAUACAACUGUUGAAUCAUCAAAGCUAAACAGACAUAGAACUGGAAACACCAGAGAACCUUGUAAAUAUAAAAACUGUGCCAACUGUUUAAAUUUGUGUUCUAUCAUUAGUCUAAAUCAAGGAAUACACGUAAAAAAGAAAGAAUACAAUGGUACAGAGUUUGAGAAGAUUUUUGAGUCUAAAGAAAAACGCACACUGAAACAAACCAAUAGUGGAAAGAAACCUUACAAAUGUAGUGAAUGUGAGAAAUGCUUCACCCAGAUAUGCGAUUUUAGAAGUCAUCAGAGAAGUCACACAGGAGAGAAACUUUGUAAAUGUAGUGAAUGUGACAGACACUUUGUCCUUAAAAGUGAUCUUAGAAUUCAUCAGCGAAUUCAUACAGGAGGGAAACCUUACAAAUGCAAUGAAUGUAUCAAAUCUUUUACCCAGAAAUGCAGUCUAAAAAGACAUCAGAGAAUUCAUACAGGAGAAAAACCUUACAAGUGUAGUGAAUGUGACAAAUGCUUUACCCAUAAAUGCAUUCUAAAUAUUCAUCAGAAAAUUCAUUCAGGAGAGAAACCUUACAAAUGUAGUGCAUGUGGCAAAUGCUUUACUCUAAAAGGAGAGCUUAGAAUUCAUCAGAGAAUUCAUACAGGAGAGAAACCUUACAAAUGUAGUGAAUGUGAAAAAUCUUUCACCCAGAAAGGCCAUCUUAUGACUCAUCAGAGAAUUCAUACUGGAGAGAAACCCUACAAAUGUAGUGAAUGUGACAAAUGCUUUAUUCAAAAAUACAGUCUUGUAACUCAUCAGCGAAUUCAUACAGGAGAGAAUCCUUACAAAUGUAGUGAAUGUGACAAAAGUUAUACCCUCAAAAGUGGUCUUAGAAUUCAUCAGAGAAUUCACACAGGAGAAAAACCUUACAAAUGUAGUGAAUGUGACAAGUCUUUUAUCAAAAAAUUGUAUCUUAGAACUCAUCAGAGUGUUCAUACAGGAGAGAAACCUUACAAAUGUAGUGAAUGUGACAAAUGCUUUACACACAAAUGCAGUCUUAGUAGUCAUCAGAGACUUCAUACUGGAGAGAAUCCUUACAAAUGUAGUGAAUGUGACAAAUGCUUUACCAACAAAGGCUAUCUUGGAAGUCAUCAGAGAAUUCAUACAGGAGAGAAACCUUACAGAUGUAGUGAAUGUGACAAAUGCUUUACCCACAAAGGCAGUCUUAAAAGACAUCAGAGACUUCAUACAGGAGGGAAACUUUAGAAAUGAAGGGAAUGAGACAAAUCUUUUACCAAGAUAGACUCUUAGAACUUAACAGAGAAGACCUAUAGUAGAGAGAUGUUACAAAUGUUGUAAAUGUGCAGAUACUUUACUCUUGGCUCAUCUCAUAGAAUACUUCAGAGACGAUACAGGAGAGAAACUGACAAAUAAAACAUGUGAGAAAAGG
Molecule: messenger RNA, 2055 nt
Organism: Grammomys surdaster
Lineage: Eukaryota; Metazoa; Chordata; Mammalia; Rodentia; Muridae
Product: zinc finger protein 501-like
Exons: 6
Coding region: 306-1871 (521 amino acids)
Biological process (GO): regulation of DNA-templated transcription
Source: RefSeq, a predicted model, not a curated record